Messenger RNA from Anarrhichthys ocellatus (wolf-eel), 6136 nucleotides. It is a transcript of the gene uggt2, whose product is annotated as UDP-glucose glycoprotein glucosyltransferase 2. Gene Ontology annotation, cellular component: endoplasmic reticulum. Gene Ontology annotation, biological process: ERAD pathway. The record is from RefSeq and is a predicted model, not a curated record. Gene Ontology annotation, molecular function: UDP-glucose:glycoprotein glucosyltransferase activity. Lineage: Eukaryota; Metazoa; Chordata; Actinopteri; Perciformes; Anarhichadidae. The transcript is spliced from 41 exons. The coding region runs from base 158 to 4750 and encodes 1530 amino acids.
UGUGUCUGUUGUUAACUGCCCAAAAUACCGACGUGAAGCCCUUUGCUCUGUAUGGAAGUGGUCAGCAUCACUAACGGGGCGAAGGAUAUAUUAUUGGCAACACAGUGACCAGUGGUUGUGUAUUUCUAAUGUUCAUGUUACGUCUCACCGGGAAGUAAUGAGGAACGUUAUUGUGCUCUCGCUGCUGCUGCUGCUGAACAUACAUCAUGUCAUAUCAGCACCCAAAGGCGUCACUGCUAGUCUAUCAGCAAAGUGGAGCAUGACGCCUUUCCUUCUGGAGACAAGUGAGUUUAUUGGUGAAGAUGGGAAUGAGAAAUUCUGGCAGUUUGUUGACACCGUGAAAGAGCUCACUGUAUACAAGCAAGGAGAAUCCGUGCGCUCGUACUACAACCUGGUCCUGAAGAAGGCUGGCCAGUUUCUUACGGAUCUUCAAGUUAAUCUCCUCAAAUUUGCUCUGGCCCUACGGUCAUACUCACCAGCUGUUCAAGCAUCUCAGCAGAUAGCCAGUGAUGAGCCUCCGCCCGAGGCUUGCCCUGCCUUCGUCUCCAUCCAUGGUCAACGUAGCUGCAGCACCAAAGACAUCAAGAAGCUCCUGAAGGCAGCUGCAGGCAGGCCAAAACCGUAUCUACACAAGAAUGACCACACGUAUCCAGGGGUCAAUAAAACCGACGUGCCAGUUGUGAUCCUCUAUGCCGAGAUUGGAACCAAGAAGUUCACCUCAUUCCAUAAGGUGCUGUCGGAGAAGGCCGGAGAGGGCACACUUGUAUAUGUGCUGCGGCAUUUUGUAGCGGUUCCGAAGCCUCAAAAGAUGCUUUUAUCUGGGUAUGGUGUCGAGCUGGCUAUCAAAAGCACAGAAUACAAAGCUGUGGAUGACACCAAAGUAAAAGAAUCGGGUGCAAACGCGGAGGAAGACAAUAACGAUGAAGUCCAAGGGUUCGUUUUUGGAAAAUUAAAGAAAUCUCACCCUGAACUCCAGGAGCAACUGGUCGAGCUUCGCAAACAUCUCCUCGAGAGUACAAAUGACAUGGUCCCUCUCAAAGUGUGGGAAAUGCAAGAUCUUAGUUUCCAGGCAGCUGCCAGAAUCAUGUCGGUGCCAAAGUUUGACGCUUUGAAGCUCAUGCGAGACCUCAGUCAGAACUUUCCGAGCAAAGCCAGAUCACUGACAAGAGUGGCCGUAAAGCAGGAAAUGAGAAAAGAAAUUGAGGAGAACCAAAAGCGUCUCGGUGAGUCCAUCGGUGUACACGCGGGAGACGGAGAGCUCUUCAUCAACGGACUGCACAUCGAUCUGGACAUUCACAACCCGUUCAGCAUUUUAGACAUCCUCAGAGGAGAGGCCAGGGUCUUAGAAGGGCUUCAUAACCUCGGCAUUAAAGGAGAACAUCAAGGACAGCUGCUGAGGUUACCCGUGAACCCUGUGGAUGACAGCUAUGCCUUAGAUAUCAGACAUCCAGCUAUAAUGUGGAUAAAUGACGUAGAGAAUGAUCUCGUGUACCGCAGCUGGCCAACGGGUGUACAGGAGCUCCUCAGAGCCACGUUUCCUGGAGUCAUUCGGCAGAUCCGUCGCAAUCUCUUCAACCUGGUGCUGUUCCUAGAUCCAGUACGGGAAGAAAGUGUUGAGCUGGUGAAACUAGCAGAGCUUUUCUACAAGCACAAGAUCCCCCUGAGAAUUGGCUUCGUGUUUGUUGUCAACACCAAAGAUGAGAUUGAUGGCUCCUCAGACGCAGGGGUUGGAUUUUUCAGACUGCUGAAUUACAUUGCAGACGAGUAUGAUUCAUCCCAGGCUCUGAUGUCCAUUGUCUCAAUGUACAACAAAGUAGAUGCAGGGGAGACGCUGUCUGUUGAUGCCAUAUCUGCUUACCUGAAGAGAAAAUUCCCUAAAGCCAAUGCUGAAAGGAUUCUUGGCAUAGAAUCCGAGUAUGACGACAAAAGAAAGGACGGUGCCCUGUUCUACAAAAACAGCGGCCUUGGUGCCUUACCACUGGCUUUAUUUAAUGGAGUCCCUCUGAGCCCUGAUGAGAUGGACCCAGACGAGCUGGAAACCAUCAUCCUGCAGCGCAUAAUGGACACCACCACCACCUUCCAGAGAGCUGUCUUUAUGGGUCAGUUGACUGAGGGCUCAAAUGUGGUGGACUAUCUCAUGGAGCAGGCGAAUGUGGUUCCCAGGAUGAACCCUCUCAUUCUAAGCACUGACCGGAAGUACCUCGACUUCACUGCCAAACCAGUUGUAGAUGAUUGGGAGGACACGACUAUGUUUUCAUUCUUUGACUCCAGAGACAAAACAGCUGUGAUGGCGAAGAGAAUGAAGUACUUUACAAAUACUGAUGAGGAUGGGAUGAGUGCCGUGACCGUGUGGAUAGCCGGAGAUUUUGAGACGGUCUCGGGAAGAAAGCUGUUGCUCGGUGCUCUGAAACGUGUGAAGGCCAGCCCCGGAGUGCGUGUGGGGGUGAUAGAUAACCCCAGCGGAAAGCCAAGCGAAGAUAACACUGUGCUGUACAGGGCUAUCUGGGCCUCGCUCCUCACCCAGAAGAAUAAGGCUGCAGCCGAGUUUGUGCAAAAACUCCUGCGAGAGGAGAGUAUCCAGCUCCUCCAAAAGGGGACCAAGAUGAAGGACUUACUGAUGCAGGGCAUGGACAGAGAUGCCUUUGAGAAAAAGUUCAACACCCUGGAAGUGGAUUUCAUUCGUAGUCAGCAGCUGUUUUGUCGAGAUGUCCUGAAACUGAGUCCUGGACAGCAGGCGGUGAUCAGCAACGGCAGGAUCCUCGGUCCAUUCGAGGAGCAGGAAGAAUUCACUGUGGAGGAUUUCCAGCUGCUGGAGAAGAUUACACUGAGCGGUUCUGCAGAGAACGUCAAAGCCAAAGUUAAACUGAUGGGGAUGAAAGCAAAGCACGCCAGUGACUUAGUCAUGAAAGUUGAUGCCCUCCUCACUGCAGCCCCCAAAGGAGAGGUCAGGAGGGAUGUCCACUUUGCCAAAGACAGCCACAGCGUGCUCCGUCUCUCCCCGCGUGAAAACGAGGUUUUCUAUGACGUCGUGGCCGUCGUUGACCCGCUCACCAGGGAGGCUCAGAAGAUGUCCCCUCUACUGAUCGUGCUCAGUCAAGUGGUCAAUGUGAGACUGCAGGUGUUUAUGAAUUGCAGGGCCAAGUUGUCCGAGAUGCCCCUCAAGAGCUUUUACCGCUUCGUCUUGGAGUCCGAUGUGAAUUUCUUGGCCAACGACACAGUGUCUCCGGGACCAGUCGCCCGGUUCAUGGAGCUCCCAGAAUCUCCUCUUCUCACCCUCAUUAUGAUCACACCAGAGAGCUGGAUGGUGCAGGCUGACCGCAGCCCCCACGACUUGGAUAACAUCCACCUGCAGGAGGUGAGUGGGGUUGUGGAGGCAGAGUAUGAGCUGGAGCACCUUCUGCUGGAGGGCCACUGCUUUGACCUGUCAACGGGCCAGCCUCCCCGGGGACUGCAGUUCACCCUGGGCAUGAGUCGGGACCCGCUCAUGUACGACACCAUCGUCAUGGCUAACCUGGGAUAUUUCCAGCUGAAAGCCAAUCCCGGUGCCUGGAUCCUAAAAUUACGUAAAGGCAGAUCGGAGGAGAUCUAUCAGGUUCUCACGCACGAUGGAACGGAUUCCCCUGCAGAUGCCGGUGACGUCCUUGUUGUUCUGAACAGUUUCCACAGUAAAAUCAUCAAAGUCAGAGUGCAGAAAAAGGCGGAGAAGAUGAACGAGGAUCUUUUAAGUGAAAACAGUGAAAGCAAAGGCAUAUGGGACUCUAUAGCAAGUGUUUGGAGCACUUUUGAGAAAAGCAUCACAGGCGGUGGCUCCAAGAAGGAGGAUGGAGAGAGAGAGAAGGAGGACGUUCUCAACAUAUUUUCUGUGGCCUCGGGUCAUCUGUACGAGCGCUUCCUGAGAAUAAUGAUGCUGUCCGUCCUCCGGCACACCAAAACGCCCGUCAAGUUCUGGUUCCUGAAGAACUACCUCUCUCCAUCUUUCAAGGAGACCAUCGCUCACAUGGCAGAGAAGUAUGGCUUUCAGUAUGAAUUAGUUCAGUACAAGUGGCCCCGGUGGCUCCACCAGCAGACUGAGAAGCAGCGUGUUAUCUGGGGGUACAAGAUCCUCUUCCUGGAUGUUCUGUUCCCCUUGGCUGUGGACAAGAUCAUCUUUGUGGACGCCGAUCAGAUAGUUCGGGCUGAUCUGAAGGACUUGAGGGAUUUCGACCUGGAGGGCGCUCCUUAUGGCUACACGCCGUUCUGUGACAGCCGCAGAGAGAUGGAAGGCUAUCGCUUCUGGAAAAGCGGCUACUGGGCCUCGCAUCUAGGACACAGGAAAUACCACAUCAGCGCUCUGUAUGUAGUAGAUUUAAAGAAGUUUCGAAAGAUUGCAGCUGGAGACAGAUUACGUGGCCAGUACCAAGCCCUGAGCCAAGACCCCAACAGCCUGUCCAACCUGGACCAGGACCUUCCCAACAACAUGAUCCACCAGGUUGUCAUCAAGUCUCUUCCGCAGGAGUGGAUGUGGUGUGAGACAUGGUGCGAUGACGCCUCCAAAGUCUCGGCUAAGACUAUAGACCUGUGCAAUAACCCAAAGACCAAGGAGCCCAAGCUAACGGCCGCAGCGAGGAUCGUGCCCGAGUGGGUUGAAUACGACAACGAGAUAAAACAGCUGCUGGGACAGGUCCAGGAACAGCAAGACACAGCGACACAAAAACACACUCCUUCUCCCUCACAACAUGAAAAAGUAGAGGACAGACGCGAUGAACUUUAAUGGCUGCCAGCAUCAUUGUGCAGAGGAAGGACCUUCCUGUGGAGCUCGGAGACAGACAAACCCUUCUAAACAUAGCCGUGGAGCGUUGCAUCCUCAGCCUCAGAAGGAUAUUUUCAGAGAUGCCAUAUCUGCGUCUGCAGUCGAUACGUCUUACAAAAUGAACACGUGGUGUAAGUGUUAACUGUGAACUUGUGGGGGUGCUAUCGGCACUACAAUCAGGGCUGGGUUAGUUUGUGGUUACCGGAGAAUGAAGUGAACACAGAAUAGUGGGGUGAGGUCAGUCAAAGCGCUCUUAUUAGGUGUGUGUUUAAAAAUACAUAGUUGAAAUUUAUUGCACUGAUAAUGUAUGCAAAGGCACAACUCUGAGAAUCUAAUCUCAAAGUUUAAUGUUUAUUAUGAAUAACUUUCCAAAAGCUGAUGCAUUUAGGUGUUCUUAAUUUGAAGUUGACUAAGAUGCCCAAACCAAAGACAUAAAGCUCAUCUGUUUUUAAAUUUCAUAACAGGCAGCAAAGGUGUUACAUUGUAUGAUUAUUAUUGGGUGUCAUUUUUGCUCCUCCUUCCAACACACAUAUCAGAUAUUUGAUCUCAUACAGGCUAAUGAAUCUUAUGUUGUAAUUCUCGAGUCCUUCAGCAGUCCCAGAUCUGUUAAAGGUUUGCAAAUUCUGUCACAAAAUGAUUUUAAUAGCUUUUUUUAUAUAUCUUAGGGAGGGGGGGGAAUUGCAUUUUUUUUCAAAGUCAAGUAGAGAGUUCAACUCAAUAAAUAAGUCCCCGUCCCAAUAAUGUCCCUACUGUCCCUUAGAACAGACAAGUUAGCAUUUGUUAAUCAGCCUCUGAACAGCAACCGUCCAUCUGUAGUAACUAAGGAGCACUCAGCAAAUCAUCUCUACAAAGUCAUGUGAUGGUACAUGGAAUCUUCAUUUGCACACUAAAGGUCAUGGUUUAUGGAUGUUAACUUAUUACAGUAUGUUUACAUCUUGCUUCAUUGUAUUACAUUUUUUGAUUUUUCCAAUAUUCAUAUUCCACAAUGAACCAGUGUUUUUUUGUCUCAGGAACAGGUUUUGCUGCUCAACCAAGGCCAGCUGUAGUUUUUAUUCCCGUCUUAAGUUACAAAAAAAAAGGGUGCUGACCUCAGGGCACCCAUCUCUCACUGUGCUGUGUCAAAUAAUGUUUAUAUUACUGUCUGGUAAUAAAAAAUAAAUCUUUGCCACAAAAAUCAUUACAAAAUCAGUGAAUGUUGUGAUUCAUGUUAAAGGUCUACAAUGAAGGAAUUGGUCCCUCACAAUAAACCGUUUGAAAUAAAGAAUCAGCAUUUCUCACGACCAUUCCUAAAAGUGUCUGCAUACAGCAAUACUUCCCCUCAGUUUAAUUUAAAAAGGUACAUAAAUA